Molecule: messenger RNA, 2022 nt
Organism: Orussus abietinus
Lineage: Eukaryota; Metazoa; Arthropoda; Insecta; Hymenoptera; Orussidae
Gene: Faf2
Product: FAS-associated factor 2
Exons: 8
Coding region: 474-1778 (434 amino acids)
Cellular component (GO): endoplasmic reticulum
Molecular function (GO): ubiquitin binding
Source: RefSeq, a predicted model, not a curated record
UCGAGUUUCCCAUCUUUUCUCACCACCGCCGAGUCAUAUUCUUCCUGUGCUCCGGCGAUUUCGGGAGUGCUGAGUAAUUUUUUCGGAAUUUCUCGACUCGCACCCGAUUCGCAUCAAAUCUGUCUCCUCAGGCAGUGAAAAGCGACGGCUACGUCGAAUCUGAUCAAAUCCAGGGAGCGUCGAGGGGCGCGCGAGGAGGACCUCCGCGCGUCCAGCUCUGACGUUGACGAGCGCCAGUCAUCCGAUCCACUCCGGUCGACCUCGGGACGAGAAAAGCCUCCGAUAACGGGCCGAUUGCCGUCGGGGCGAGCGCGACCGAGCGCGGCCCGAGCGAUCCGGAGUCAUCAUGCGCGGACUCGCUUUGAGGUUAAGUCGACCUCCGGUGAAUCUCCUGGGCAAAUGAUCGCCGACCCGCGCCUUCGCUUCGUCUGACGGAUUCGAGAGGAACCAGAGAAGGCUCAGGGUAAUUCGCCAUGGCCGACAUCGCCCUGGGGGAGCUCAGCGGGGACCAGACGGAAAAAGUCCUGCAGUUUCAAGAUUUGACCCGUAUCGAAGAUCUCUCCGUGUGUCGAGAUGUUCUACAACGACACAACUGGAAUCUGGAAGUCGCCGUCCAGGAGCAGCUUAAUUUCUACGAAGGACGACCUUCAAUGUACGCGCAAGACUCGCGUGCACGACCUCCACAAGUCGUCGAUGAAAGCAGCUCGAGAAUUUACUUUGGCCCUCCCGGUGGAUCCGGAAGUGGCGGUGGAUUCUUUUCGUACACUAUUUCCUUGUGCUACAACCUUGUUGCUAGCAUUAUACAAUUACUUUUUGCCAUAUUUGGAACAAACGCCAGACCAGUAUCUUCCGAUCCUGUGGAGGAUGUAGUCAACUUUAUCAGACUGUACGAGGAGCGUUGUAGUGAUAGCCAUCCGGUCUUCUACCAAGGCUCGUACAGCCAAGCCCUUUCGGAUGCGAAACAGGAGCUGAGAUUUCUGUUGGUUUAUUUACACAAGGACGAAUCCCCCGAAAUCGAUCGGUGGUGCAGGACAACUCUGGGAGACCCUGACGUUGUACGAUACGUAAAUACGCACACGUUGUUUUGGGCUUGCAAUACACACUCCGGAGAAGGCUAUAAGGUAUCGGAGGCCCUCAAGUCUGGUACAUACCCUUUCUUGGCUGUAAUCGUCCUUAAGGACAACCGAAUGACUAUUGUUGGGCGAAUGGAGGGCACGCCGUCGCCGACCGAGCUGCUCUCCCGGCUACGGGCGAUCGUCGACAGCAACGAGAUGGGCCUCAUCCAGGUCCGACAAGAGAGGGCGGAGCGUAGCGCGGCUCAGUCGUUGCGCCAGCAGCAGGACCGGGCGUACGAAGAGUCGCUGCGCGCCGACCAGGAGAAGGACCGCCGCCGCGCGGAGGAGCGACGAGCGCUAGAGGAGCGCGCCGCGCGGGAGCGGGAGGAACUAGACGCUCAGGAGAUGGAGGUGGAGCGCGUCAGGCUGGCCAAACGCCGGGCCGAGGGGCAGGUGCCGGUCGAGCCGGGCCCGGACCACCCUAAGGCCUGCCACCUACAGAUCAAGGUCGGCGAGAGGACCCUCAAGAGGCGAUUCCUCCUCUCGGACACGAUCGAGGACGUCUACCACUGGAUCUUCAGCCAGCCGGACUCGCCGGCCAACUUCGAGAUCACCACCACCUUCCCGAAGCGGGUCCUGUACCCCGGGGAAGAGGUGCAGACCCUGGUGCAGGCCGGACUCACUUGCAGGGAGGCCCUCCACGUGAACGACUUGGACGAUUAAUCCGUGACGAGUGGCGACAGACUCCUCCUCUCGGUUAGGCUAGGUUCGUCGCCCCGGAAGCGGACGAGGCCCGCGGCUCGCCUCGCUUCUCCAGGGAGCAACGACAUUAUCGCGACGUCUCCUCGGCACGAGUCGACGCCGAAGUUCCGUCGAGGCUUCUGAUCGAAAUCCGGGAAAGAGGGAAACCCCUCCUCGAGGUCGAGAACACCCUAGUGAAGGAAGGACGCUUAAAUAUCUCAUAUAG